Molecule: messenger RNA, 2157 nt
Organism: Daucus carota subsp. sativus
Lineage: Eukaryota; Viridiplantae; Streptophyta; Magnoliopsida; Apiales; Apiaceae
Exons: 1
Coding region: 96-1826 (576 amino acids)
Source: RefSeq, a predicted model, not a curated record
AUCAAACCUACUGCACUCCUUGCAAAUUUCAUCUCCUCUCUUCACUUCCACACACGAGCUUAUGAAGAAGUAGCAAACCAUAUACAUACCUCAAAAUGGACUCUUCCUCCUCAAUCAACCGAAGUACGACGACGACGACGACAACUACAAGCAGCAGCAAGAGCAGCAGUAGCAGCGGCAGUGAGCUCUUCAUCUGCUUCAACACUCGUCGUCGUCUCACAACAAGAAUCUCGGCGAGACCUUCCAUUCUAAGCCCUGCCCGUGACCCCCACAUCUCGCUCUCCACUUGCCGCAGUAUCAGCAGCAGCCGCAGGCUCCGAAGCAGCGGCAGCACCGCCAGGAACCGCGGCCGUUCCUCUCCCCUGUUCGCGGGUGCGGCCAAGAAGAGAGGCUCCGGGUUCGACAACCCGGAGCCCUCUUCUCCGAAGGUGACUUGCAUUGGCCAGGUUCGCGUGAAGCCGAAGAAGAAAGGGAUCAAGAUUAGAAGUUUACCUAGAAGGCAGAGCGGGGAAGUGAGUUUCAGAACAUUGGAUCAGAUUCAGAGGCAGAGUAGUUAUAACAAUGCUUUGUUUCAGAAUCCGAGGAACCAGAGAUGGGUGCAUUUGCCGUCGUUUGAUUGUUUGAUUCCUUGUAAAUCAGCCUGUGUUUGUGAAAAUGAUAAGGGGGAUGGGAAGGAAGUGGUGAAUCAGGUGGUGGUUGUCCAAGAAAAUGCGAAAAAGGAACAAGAUCAAUUGCCUUUGAGGAGUGCAAGGAGGCAUGUUUUCGAUAGAAUUGAGAUUAAAGAUGAGGGUCUAAAGGAUAUGGAGGAGAAGAAUUUGAGUAUUCCGCCUAAGAAUGCGCUUUUGCUGAUGAGGUCUAGGUCGGAUCCUGUGAAGAUGGAUGAGGAGAAGAAUGUGAGUGUUCCGCCUAAGAAUGCGCUUUUGUUGAUGAGGUGCAGAUCGGAUCCUGUGAAGAUGGAGGCUCUUGUUAAUAGAUGUUGGGAGCCUCAGUUACCGAAACAGGUAGAGGAAGAUGAUGAUGAAGAAGUGGUUGAGGACAGUGAUGAAAAUAUUCUUGUGGAUGUGAAAAAUGUUGAAAUUGAAGAUGAGAAAGUGAGCGAAGAAGAGGAAACAGAGGGCGUGAAAAGAUUAGUAGUAGAUGAAGAGAGUGAGGAAGAAGAUGAUGAAGGAAUCGAAGCAACGAGAGAUAAGAAUGAAGAUGAGAGUAGAGUAAGUUAUAGUAAUGCCUCAUUUUCUCUACAGUCAGAUGAUGAUUUGAGUGAACCAGAUGAUGAUGAUGAUGAAGAGAUAGCUACACUAUACGAAGAAGAAACAUCGAGCCAUGUCAAGAUUUUGGAAGAGAAAACAGAGGAGCUGGAAAGGGAGAAUGAAGCAAAAACAAUGGUAAAGAGAGAAAGUGAGGAGGUGGUAAAGAAAGAAGAGACAAGAGGCUCAAAGCUUCCUGAUUGUUUGUUGUUAAUGAUGUGUGAGCCUAAAUUAUCAAUGGAGGUUUCGAAGGAGACAUGGGUUUGUGACAGAGGCUUUGUUGAGGAAAAAGGUAAGGUGGAUAAGGUGAGUGUGGAAUGCAAUGCUAAACAGCAUUGGCCACUCACAAAACCUUCGUGUACUUUUCCGGCUUCUAUGGCUGCGAUGAUAGAGCACAAAUUACUGAAUGCAGCAGCGUACGAGCCGUUUGUGCUGACAAGAUGCAAGUCUGCGCCAAUCAGGACGGCUGGUGCCAUUCAGCUGGUUCCGGAUGGGUGGUUUUGGAAGAAUGAGGGGCUUCAGAAGCAUCGCCGUGGUGGAUUUGGGGCAGCUGAGCUGGUGGCCUUUCAGCUGAGCCGGUAAAAAGUAAAAUUUGGAAUUUACAGGCGAUAUUACUGCUGUUAUUUGGGCUGUUUAGUGUGUUUUGGAUGCUUCGUUUUACUAGUAAAUCUUCAUAUGUAAUACUACUACUAAUCCAUGUAUUGAUUUCGUUCAACUCAGGAACAAGGUUUGGAAUAAGUCUUGUUGUAUUUCAUUUUUCAUCCGAUGUUUGUAUUUCAUUUUUCAUCCGAUGUUUGUAAUUAGUCGUCGUAGAGUUGCUGGUUUUGCUGGUAAUGUAAGUGAUUCACUCAGGCAAUAAGCAUCGAUCAUGAUAUUUACGUUUUUAUGGAGCUGUGAUUUGGUUUUCUCAGAA